Molecule: messenger RNA, 1148 nt
Organism: Lingula anatina
Lineage: Eukaryota; Metazoa; Brachiopoda; Lingulata; Lingulida; Lingulidae
Source: RefSeq, a predicted model, not a curated record
AAAAAUAGGUGCGAAAUUCUAGUCGCGUUUGUGCGUCGAAAAAAGAUCUGUAGGAUGGUCAAUCCAAUUACUGCGGUUCCCUUGGACUUUCAAUUUCAUGAGUAUACCUUUGCGUACUGAUAGGUAAACACGAACGGUCCAUAGGAGCCCCAGCUCUGCCAGAGUGCAUGGUUAAUAAUAAACCUGGGUGAAAGCAUAAUUCGGAAUUUUGCGAGAUAGCUUGACGUAGUUUGGGCUAGUUUAUAUCUUCGGUGUAUUUAUUAUGGCUCGUUUAUAAGCCACACCUGGACAUUGGUGUUGAUGUUGUUGAACGCGGACGUGUACAUAUUUGCCAGCCAAAUGUCUGGACGAGAGAGAGAACAGAAGAAGGUCGUAGUAGGGAGGAAAGCAGAAUUCCUCCCAGAGGCUGGGGAAAACAAGGCGUACGUACUACUCAGCUACAUUUUCCCUUGCGAGGGGACCAUCUUAAGCUGGGAGUAUUUCCGUAGAGACAGUGUCAUAACUCCCUAUGCCUGCGUAUGGCGCCGCGUAGCGGAGAACGGACCGCACUGUUACAUGCUGGUCGGCUACACGGAGCUCCCACCUAGUGACUCAGUGGACGGCCAUCAAGUCGUCCCCAUAGAUCCCUCAGAGAGAAUUCAAGUAAAACCAGGAGAUAUCCUCGGGAUCUUCCAUUCUGUAUACAACAUCCACGGUGCUGUUGCCACGGCGAAGAAAGACCAGGGUGUGGAUGAGGAUUUGCACUCGACCAUCCUUGCAGACGUUUACGAGGAGGACAUUGACAUAGGUGACGUUGUGGACUUUCAGGAGAAAAACAUGACGUGUGAAAAACGAUCAUUUUCGAUACGGGCCCAUGUGCAGCCCAGUUGAAGUGUCGCUGCUUUCGUCUGACUUUAACUGCUUAAUGACGGUGCUUGCGAUAGUUGGGGCUCUUAACGGCAUUGAUUGUGGUAGUUGGGAUCCCAGCAAAUCACAAUGCGCUCUGUGUCUUCCAACAAAAAAUGAUUUCAGUACGGAUAGCGGGUGCAGGGCACCCUGACGCUUAAUGCGUACUCUAGAUAAUGUUUUAGUGAAUCUUGAUUUGAAGAAACGAAACCUUAGUUUAUGGAGCCUUAUACCACGAAUAAGCGUUAUUUUUGAAAAAAAAA